CAUAUUUAAUGAAAAACUUAGUUAUAUAAUUGACUAUGAAAUACAAAUAAAAGUUUAAUACACAAUUGUAAAGAUGAAAAUAUUGUAUUUAUUUGAGUUUAUUGUUUUAAUUUCAGGAAUUAAGGCCUACCGUCCAAUUCCUGUCAAUUAUGUUAUGCCUGAAACUAAAACUAUAUAUAUAAAUCAUUUUAAUAUACCGUCGAGAGAGCCGCAGACCAAUUCUGAAAUGCAAUCCAUGACUAAUGAUAUGCAAAAUAGUAACAAACAAGAAGACAAUAAUAACAACAACGCCGAAGUCAAAGACGUUGUCAUCAAUGAAAGUGAAGAACAAUACCAAACAACACAAACACCCAAUGAGUUGCCAAAAGUAUAUCAAAGAGUAUACAAAUUACCGGCAAUGACCAGAAUGAUUGCCGACACCAUUGUUAACGAAGACGAUAAUCAAAGUAAACACUAUAUUCAGACUAAGAAAUCUCCUCAAUGGAGAAGUCCUACACCUUUCAAUCACGACAACUGUCCUCACAAUAUGCAUAAAAACAAGAAAUUAAGAUCAAAUAAAAGAAGAGUUCAAAAACAUUUCAAACAAAUGCCAACAACAAUGACAACAACAAUGACAACAACAAAAGCACCGGUCAUUCAAACAGAUGAACUUCGGUCUGAAUCACCCCUAUUAUUGACAUUACUAUCUGAUAUUGAAUCGCCUCCAGAAUCGGAAACACCUAACAAACAACUGAUAGAUUUCCUCAAUAAAGUUCAACCGAUUGAUAUUAUGUCAAUCAUUCGUAAAACACAAUCAAAAGUUGCAACUUUUCCUCUCUUUCCUAAUCAGAAACCAAAUAUUUGGAAAAUGCCAUUAUUUAUGUCUAUUUUAGACAAAUUGCUUAUCAGAGAACCCGAAAGUCCAUACUUUCAACAAUCAAAUCCAUUUCCAAAUAUUUUGGAUAAAUCUGAACAAAAUAUGUAUGAAAAACGCAAUUUUCUGGACAAUGAAAAUAUAAUUGAAAAAACAGAUAAGAAAUACAAUUUUAACUUUAAUUUCAAUGUAACCGUUAAUAAUAAUUACCAGAAUUCUGACACCAUUUCAAGCAAACUAUUGCCACAACUUUCUCGAUCUUUGUUAUCAUUUUAAUAAUUUUGUAAACAAUUUCAGUAUAUUUUGUAUCAAAUUAAUAAAAUGAUAUACA
Messenger RNA from Oppia nitens, 1184 nucleotides. RefSeq lists its product as uncharacterized. The transcript has 3 exons. NCBI's taxonomy places the organism in Eukaryota, Metazoa, Arthropoda, Arachnida, Sarcoptiformes, Oppiidae. The coding region runs from base 74 to 1129 and encodes 351 amino acids. The record is from RefSeq and is a predicted model, not a curated record.